This is a messenger RNA of Cyanistes caeruleus (blue tit), 3353 nucleotides long. RefSeq names its product poly(ADP-ribose) polymerase family member 3 (gene PARP3). Gene Ontology annotation, molecular function: NAD+ poly-ADP-ribosyltransferase activity. Gene Ontology annotation, biological process: protein poly-ADP-ribosylation; double-strand break repair. Gene Ontology annotation, cellular component: nucleolus; site of double-strand break. Lineage: Eukaryota; Metazoa; Chordata; Aves; Passeriformes; Paridae. The record is from RefSeq and is a predicted model, not a curated record.
ACCGCUUGUCCGAGCCCAUGCCGCCGCCCAGGAUCCGCAGGCACCCGGCACAGCACUAUCCGGCACCACACGCCAAGCACACCCGCACAACCCCUCUCGCUGCCUCGCCACAAAAUGGCGCCUAAGGGACCGCCCGUCUUCUACCCAGCAACCACCUCGCGCCCCGACUGGAAGCUUCCAAGCGGGGCGCAGGCGCCGGGGCCGUGAGGCAUGUCGGGAAGUGUAGUUUGGGGGGGCUGCCGCCAUUAAGGGACCUGGGGUCCGGCCUGCCCCACUUAGGGGCCCGGAAUGCUCAGAGCCCCGUCCAGCUUGACUCUCGACACUGCCAGGGAUGGGGAAGCCGAAACUGCUCCGUAAAACAUGUCCCAGUGCCUCGCCACAGUGCAUUUCUUCCUCAUGUCCAAGCUAAAACUGCUGUCAGUUUAAAGCAGCUAUCCUUUGUCGCAUCACUACAUGCCCCACCCAAAGUCCUUCUCCAGCCGACUUGGAGCCCCUUUAGGCACCGGAAGGGGCUCUAAGUUUCUUGUGGUGUCUUCUCCAGAGUGAAGAACCCCAGCUUCUCCCCUCUGUCAAUAGCUAAAUUGUUGUCAUGGCCUACCAUCCCUUUGGGGAGCACCUGCCUGAGUUAAGGUGAAUCUCUUCUGCCGCCAGUGGAGGACAUGGCACUGUACCCCCGCCUGCAUGCUUGGGUCAUACAGCCAAGCCCAGGAGCUGCAAAACCAGCAAGACUUUGGCUCCAGCAACGUUGUCCUCUCCAUGUUCCCAGUACAAAGGGCACCUCUGCCUUGUUCCCAUGACACUGGCGCUAGUCCCUGCUCCUGCACAACUCCUGGACCCGCAUCCCUCGGAGCACACCAGGUGCUGGCAGGAGCAGGCAGAGGUUGCUGAGAACCCUUCAAAUCACAUUCAUAUGCAGUCAGGUCCUCCUCACUGCCUGACCCUUAGCCCUGAGUGUUUGCUUGGGGCCCAAGAAAAGAUAAGUAGCACACAAAAUGGUGCCAUCUUUAAUUUUUUUCAAGACAGUUUUGUUAAUCUCAGGGCAUGGCAGAAUGGGGCUGGCUGAAGGGCAGGGUGGUGUCAGGGUCAUACUUCAUCCAGGGACUCCUUGGCAGAGCAGGCAGUACAGAGCAGUCAGGCAGUACAGAGCAGUCAGGCAGGACAGACAGACAGGCAGUACAGACAGGCAGUACAGUCAGACAGGCAGUACAAUCAGUGCAGGCAGUGCAGACAGGCAGUACAGACAGUGCAGUGUAGACAGACAGGCAAUAUAGUCAGUACACUCAGUGCAGACAGACAGGCAGACAGGCAGUACAGACGGACAGGCAGUACAAUCAGUGCAGGCAGUGCAGGGAAACAGCAGGCAGGCCUGUCACAGGGUGCAUGCGCUACCCAGAGGUAUGUCAGCUGUUUUCGCUGUCAUCUGUGGGUGUUGCCUAAGGAAAAAGUUUCUCCUCUGGGCAAGCUGCCUGACCGGCCUGAAGUCUCUCGGCAGCUCCUCGGCAGGCAGCCCUGGGCAGCGGGAGCAGGAUUUCUCUGGGGGAUUAAGGUUGCUCUGACUCCGUGGCAUCGGGGGAGCUCAGUCAUGGCUUCCAAGCGCACAGCUUCUUCCUUGAAGCAGCCAGAGAGCAGGGAAAAGAAACUGAAAGGGGAAGAAGAGGAUGACACCUGGAGUUCCACCUUGGCAACCUUGAAAACUGCUGCCAAGGAGAAACGGCCUGCCACGAUUGAUGGACUGUGCCCCCUGAGCACAGCACCAGGUGCUCAGGUCUAUGAGGACUAUGACUGCACCCUGAACCAGACCAAUAUCAGUGCCAACAACAACAAGUUCUACAUCAUCCAGCUCCUUGAGCAUGAUGGUGCCUACAGCGUCUGGACCCGCUGGGGCCGCGUGGGGGAGGCAGGCCAGUUCAAGCUCAUGCCCUGUGCCUCCCUGGAAGCUGCCAAGAAGGACUUUGAGAAGAAAUUUCGGGAGAAGACCAAGAACAGCUGGGCAACAAGGGAGAACUUCAUCGCCCAGCCGGGGAAGUACACGCUCAUUGAGGUGCAGCCAGGGGCUGGGCAGGAGGUGGAGGCUGUCCUCAGGGUGGAUACCAUGGAUGGGGGCAAGGUCUGCAAGCAGCGGGUGCUGCCCUGCACCUUGGACAGAGCCACACAGGACCUGGUGUCCCUCAUCUUCAGCAGUGACAUGUUCCAGGAUGCCAUGCAGACCAUGAAUAUUGAUGUGAAGAAGAUGCCUCUGGGGAAGCUGAGCAAGCAGCAGAUUGCGAGGGGCUUUGAGGCACUGGAUGAGCUGGAGGCAGUGCUGAGGGAGCAGCCCCCCCAGGCCUCUCGCCUGGAGGAGCUCUCCUCACGCUUCUACACCAUCAUCCCACACAACUUUGGGCGGGCGCGGCCACCCCCCAUCAACUCCCCUGACCUGCUGCGUGCCAAGAAGGACAUGCUGUUGGUGCUGGCUGACAUUGAGGUGGCACAGAGCCUGCAGGCACAGAAAGUGAAGGAGGAGGAGGAGGAGGAGGAGAAAGGAGUUGUCCAUCCGCUGGAUCAGGAUUAUGCCCUGCUCUGCUGCCAGCUCUCCCUGCUGGACCCGGCUUCCCAGGAAUACCAGCUGAUCCAAACCUACGUGGAGCAGACCGGUCACAAACUCCAGAUCCUCAAUAUCUGGCAGGUGGCCCGAGAUGGUGAGGGUGAGCGUUUCAAGGCCCAUGACCUCCUGGAGCACCGGCGCCUGCUUUGGCAUGGCACCAACGUUGCGGUGGUGGCGGCCAUCCUGAAGAGUGGGCUGCGCAUCAUGCCCCACUCGGGCGGGCGCGUGGGCAAGGGCAUCUACUUCGCCUCCGAGAACAGCAAAUCAGCCUGCUAUGUGGGCUGUACAUCUGAGAGGGUUGGCAUCAUGUUCCUGACGGAGGUGGCCCUGGGCAAGCCCUACUGCAUCACCCGUGAUGACCCCACGCUGUGUCAGCCACCUGCUGGCUAUGACAGUGUCCUGGCCUGUGGCCAGACAGAGCCAGAUCCUGCACAGGAUAAGGAGGUGCUGAUGGAUGGAAAAAAGGUGCUGGUGUGCCAGGGCAAGCCCAUCUCCAUGCCUGCCUACAAGGACUCCUCCUUCAGCCAGAGCGAGUACCUCAUCUACCAGGAAAGCCAAUGUCGGAUCCGCUACCUUGUCCAGAUCCGCUUCUGAGGGUGCCUGGGAGCACCACGGCCCUGGCCCAGCACCAGGUGGUGACACCUAUAAGCCCAGAGCACAGUGAUCUGGACUCUCUGGCCACCCCACCUGGGGCUUGGCAAGGGCCAGGCUGGCGUGGGGACUGAGCUUGCUUUGAGCAUGAAUAAAAUCACUGCGCCUUGCACCGAGA